GUUUCACAAACUAUGUAUGUAGUAACAAAUAUAAAAGAUGAUGAUACCCAACAAGCUAUAGAACAAGAUAUAAGAAAGCAUAGAAUAGCACAAAAGAAAGAAGCCUUUCAAGACUGGUUACAAAGAUCAAAAGACUAUUUAACCAAAAAUACCACAAGUUUUCUACCUCAGCUACGUAUUUAUGGCAACCAAAUGGUUUAUGGUACUCAAGAUGGAGUAGUACAAGCCAAAGGAGGUGUACUCGAGGAAGAUGGAAAUACAAAGAUAUCCAGUCAGUCACUUGCCAUGGAUUUGAAUAGUGGUAAAGUAGAGUUGAGUGGAAAUACCAAAGUAUUAUGGCCUAAAGGUAAUAUAAAUGCGAAAAGUUGCUCUUAUAACCUUCAGAACGGAAGUUUAGCUUGUAGUCAUACCGAUGGAAUGAUUUCUAUUUUCUCUUCAUCCAAUUAUCGUUUCUUUUCUAUGCAAUCAAAAUAUAGAAUACCUACUCACUCGGUCUAUCAACAAAAUGAUACCGAUUCCAUUUUUGAACGAUUGAAUAAUACUUGUCGUUGUAUGGAAGAUAAUCAAGACCAAUCCAAAAGCUAUAUUGUAAUGAAAAGUAAUCAAUUGUUAUUAAACUUGUCUCAAGAGGAAGGAAUCAUGAGUGAUGAAUGGAUAGCUAAGAAUGCCAAAGUAUAUUCUCCACAACGGAAGCCAACUUCUGUGGACAAUAUACCUCAACUUCCAUUUUCUAUUCAAGCCAAAAAGAUUGCUUAUGGAGUCAAUGACUUGCAACUGAGUGGUGCAAAACUUUGUUUGGGUGAGCGAGUUCGAGUUCCUUAUUUAACUCAACAUAUUUGUUUGAAUGGUUUACCUUUUGGAAACUUUCAAGUUGGAUAUCAAUUGUUGGAUAUGAAUGGUUGGUAUAUAACGAAACCACUGAUGAAGCCAUCAUUAUGGUUUGCCAAUCAUCAAGCACAUCUUCAUGUAGCUACUCUGAUUAGUUUAUCUAAACAAGCAAGUUUUCGAGAUCGAUUGGCAUUGGCUUGUUCUCUUAAAUGGAAUGAUAAGAAUGAUGAAACUCGUUUGAUGGCAGAAAUACUUGUUCAUUCACCAUUUAACGACUAUGAGAAGAAGCAAAGAAAUGAUGAAGACUCAAAAAAGGAUAUUCAAACCACUUGUCUUAUGACUACUUCUUCUUCACAUACUACUAUUCCUAGUUAUUCUCAUUACUAUUCAGGUGAUAGAGAGAACUCUUUGAUAGAUAGGCAUGAGAAUGGUUGGAAUCGUUGUAGAGCACACUUUCUAUGGGAAAAAGAUUUCAAGAAAUACAUUGGAAAAUGGAAUAUUUAUGGAUAUUGGAAAACCAAAGUAUUCAAUCCUGCUACAGCAUAUCUAGAAACCACAUUGGAAGGAAACAACCAAGUAUCUGAAUGGAGAGAAUUGUCUCACUGUUUAGGAACUAGUUUUAGUAAGAAUCCUAUAGUAACUCGUUAUCAUAAUGGUCAAUUAAGAAGACAAUGGGAAGUUGGUAUGGAGUCACUCGAAGCUGAUAGAAUACAAGAAAUGGAAUAUCAUUAUGGAUUGGGUGUUUCAGAUGAACGUCAAGAAACCAUUCAACGUAGUUUUGCUACUUUGGAAAUGGAAUAUCUUCAUUUCUUAUGGAAGGAAAAUCAUUCUUUAUCAACUCUCCAUCAUCAACAAUAUCGUUUGCCUUUGAGUUUUGUGGCUAUGACUGGACAUUUUGUGGGUAGAGCAGAAAAGUUGAAAAGAAAGCCAUUAACUGCACGUGCAACUUGUAGCAUAGGUGUCCAAGGUCAAAUAGGAAAGCUUCGUAAAAAGUGGUUGGACUUUAGUGGAUUCUCUGUUGAGAUAUCUCAAACAGUGGGUGUGCUAUCUACAUUUCUAUUUGAAAGAGAAGAACAACGAACGGCUUUGAAUUGUGGAGAUGGACUUUGGGAACUGCUUGUUGGCAACCAAUGGAAACAAAACUAUCUUUGCAACUCUUGAGAGAUAGUUGUGCUAUUUCAACGAGUUACUGGAUGGAGCAAGGAAGGGCAA
Galdieria sulphuraria is the source of this 2040-nucleotide messenger RNA. RefSeq lists its product as uncharacterized. The transcript has 8 exons. NCBI's taxonomy places the organism in Eukaryota, Rhodophyta, Bangiophyceae, Galdieriales, Galdieriaceae. Bases 13 to 1989 code for a protein of 658 amino acids. The record is from RefSeq and is a predicted model, not a curated record.